Molecule: messenger RNA, 2204 nt
Organism: Exophiala mesophila
Lineage: Eukaryota; Fungi; Ascomycota; Eurotiomycetes; Chaetothyriales; Herpotrichiellaceae
Exons: 2
Coding region: 540-1808 (422 amino acids)
Biological process (GO): ubiquitin-dependent protein catabolic process
Cellular component (GO): cytoplasm
Molecular function (GO): ubiquitin protein ligase activity
Source: RefSeq, a predicted model, not a curated record
GUCUAGGCCACCUUCCUUGCCAGCCUGCCAACUCUCUUCUACUCCCUCCAUCAUCUUGGUUCUUGGUCUUCGACACUGGUCCAUCAACUCCAUCAACGCCUUGUCCCCAUCCAUCACCACUGCAUUUGAUCAUCCAUUUGCACACUCACUUGACAAUCUCAGUCAUCUCACAUUGUCAACAUCUGUCUUGUACCCUUCAGCUGGGCUGUACAGAUGACUUGCGCUGGCUUACCUUGACUCUCUUUCUCCCUCGGCCAAUAAUCCCGCGGCUGGUCCGGGUUUUUGUACCACCCCCCCAGCUUCUCACUCCCUUGAAACACCAUCAAUUCACCCCGAAUUCCAAUCUCGUCAGCAUCCAAGAAAACCACUCACUCUUGCCUGUUGGCGUUUCUGGGUUUGGGUUUCUGGUCGACUCACUGUUUUGGUCAUCCGCGUCCUUUCACAAACCAAUUCGAUGAGUGCCACUUGCCUCUCUUGAUCGCCAACUCUUUACCGCUGCACAAGGCGCACCUUCCUACCCUCCUCCCCAGUCAAUCAAGAUGUCAGCGGCAACAACAACGGCGUCGGUGACGUCUGCCGCCCCAACCGCGACCAGUGCAUCCAGUGGUGGCAGUGGGCCAAGUUCACCGUUACUUUUCUUCGUCGCUCUUGGUUUCGGCGUGGUCUUUACAAACUUAUGGAUCAUCGUCGGUGUCAAAUAUUGCUUCCGUUACAAUCAGCGCAAUCGACAGCGCAUGAAUGGCGAGGAUCCUGAUGCAGUCGAUCUCGGCGCUAUGCCUAGACAGCAUCGCCGAAGAAGAGAAAAGAAACUGAUGAGUAUGGACGAGGUCAACGAAAAAUUCCCUCUUACAAAAUACAAAUCAUGGCGUGCUUCGAGAGCCGACGAAGGUUUGCCUACCGCUGGUGGAAUCAACACAGCUUCGCGGCCUCCUACUCGCCCUGCUAGCCUACACGACGAGUCACGAGACGCUAAGGACACCUCUGAAGCUCGCGAGGCGCCAGAGCCGACAGAAAAAGAUCAGUACACAAACAAUCAGGAAAACCCAAAAUCUCCCGGUAGUAAAAACGGCCUCGGAACUCGUCCAGCCACUCCGACUAGAGCCAAAUCAACCGACUCAGAUCCAGAUUCCCCAAUCGUACACAAAGUCACUUCCAAUGAAGAUGAUGAUGACGAUGAGCACAUUCAGACCGCCGUCCCUGCCGAGCAGCUACCAGACCCCGGCGAUGCGUGUGCCAUCUGUAUCGACACCAUCGAAGAUGAUGACGACGUUCGUGGUCUUCACUGCGGCCACGCUUUCCACGCUUCGUGUGUGGAUCCCUGGUUGACAUCCAGACGUGCAUGUUGUCCUCUGUGCAAGGCAGACUAUUAUGUACCAAAGCCGAGACCCGAUGGCGCCAAUGCCGACGGCCUUGGUAGGACUGGCACUAAUGGAGAGCUUCCUGCACCUCCCCCAACCGCAUUCUCAAUCAUUGGAAGCGGUCGCCCAGGUCGAAGACCGGCAAUGUACAUCCCCGGUCGGUUCAUGAGUAUCGUGUACCACGACCGCGAUAGGCACGGCUUUCCGGUGGUCAUGCAGACCGAAAGACAGGGUCGCAGCUCACGGACACAGCAGAGCGAGGCGAACGGCACCAACAUUGAGUCAGAGGAGAUCCAACGUGAGCCUGAAAGAACAACCUGGAGAUCACGAAUCACCGGAUUCCGCCUUCCCCGUCGAAAUCGACCCGCAGCGUCGACCGAACAGUCCAGUGGGCCGACUGCUUCUCCAGAGAUUCAGCGGACGCCAUCCCAGCUGGAAGCUGGAAGAUGAAGUCAGUCCGACUGCACAUGCCACGAUGUUAUGACUCUUAUGAUGGAUUGAUGGGCUUUUAUGCAUGCGAGACGCUGCGCGGUGGUAUGAAUUGGAUAGGCGACCAGACUAGAGCGUGAUCGACCUCAGCUCUGGAGCUAUCCGAAGGAAUCUCAUACAGGCAGUUCAGCAUGCCAUAUCGAGUGAUGUAUCAGCAUCGGGCUGGCGCACACAAAAUUCAUGAUUGACAGACAGCAUGCAUUGUAGUCCAAGUGCGGUGGGAUAUGGCCAUCGAACUCACACAGUUAGAGUUAUUACCACACAUUCAUGUCGAAUACCAUGUAAUUCUACUCUCUGCCAACUUCUUUUGAUGUUUCUCCACUUCAACCAAACAGCUGUUGAUUGUUUUCAUCGUUG